AUGAAAAAAGGAGGUAAAAACAAGAAUAACAAAUUAAAUAACAAAGGAUAAUAAAAUCAAGUAUCAAAUUCUUAGUCUUCUUUGAAUCCAGCAGCCUCUUAGUUUUUUUCACAAGCAAAGACAGAAGAAGAAAAAUUAGCUUUAUUAGAAUUAUUGCAAAAAAAAUUAUAGGAAAAAGCACAAUAAAAAAAGAUGGAGUAAGAAAAUUAGGAUAAGCACUAGCACGGAGCAUAAUGCAGUCAUGGAUCUCUACCAAGUCCAUAAAUAAGCCAUGAAUAGCUUCAUAUGCCAUAAUAAAAUAAUAGUAUGAAUUUCCCAGAAUUUUAAGAACCUACAGACGCUUAUCGCCCUGAGCACAACCAAUUCUUGCAAGAUGAAGAGGAAUUUAAGCACUUUAGAUAAGUUGUAUGCUCUUAUUUUAACUAUCGUACAGAUUCUUUGAAAGAAGUAGCUCGUAUGGAGAGAGGUUACCAUAAUAUUGGAGCUAAUAAAUCAUAUCUCAAAUAUGAUUUUAAUUAAAGAUUGGAAAAACUUAAGUAAGCAAUUGAAUUGAAUGCUCAAUUUUUAGAUAGAAUAGUAGAAAGUUAUCAUGAUGUUGCAUUUGUUAAGGAUCCUGUAACAAAAGUAGAGUAUAUCCCUUAAGAAUAUGUUUAAUUUAGAGAUAUCUCCAAACUGAGAAGCACUCUUAAAUAAAUGAUUCGUGAUUGGAGUGAAGAGGGUAAAAUAGAACGUGAUUUAUGCUAUAAGCCUGUUUUAGAAGAAUUUAAAAAGCACUAUCCUAACCAUAUAGGUGCAGACGGUAAACGUGUUAGAGCUCUUUUCCCUGGUUGUGGUUUGGGAAGAGUAGUUUUUGAUUUCGCAUGCCUAGGAUACGGCGCAUAAGGAAAUGAAUUUUCUUAUCAUAUGCUGUUUGCAAGCAACUUUAUACUAAAUAUGAUGAAUCAUGCAAAAGAAUACACUAUUUCUCCCUUUAUUCAUUCUUUUUGCAAUACAUUUUAAGAAAAUGACCCUUUCAGAGAGUAUAAAAUUCCAGAUGUCAACCCUUCAGACUGUCUUAACCCUGAAAUGAACGAUGAUUUCUCAAUGGCAGCAGGCGAAUUUGUAGAAAUUUAUAAAAAGCAACCAGAGGAAUGGCAUGGAGUUUGUACAAUCUUCUUUAUAGAUACAGCAAAUGACAUAGUAGAAUAUAUAAAAACUAUUCAUAAAUGUUUAAAACCCGGUGGUGUUUGGAUUAAUUUAGGACCUUUACUUUAUCACUAUGCAGAAAGCUUUACUGAGCCAAGCAUAGAACUUUCAUGGGAUGAGGUUUAGCAUGUAAUUAAGGAGGUUGGAUUUGAAUUAACAAUUCAUCCUUAAAUAAAAACUCAUUAUGCUACUGAUCCUAACGAAACCAUGAUGAAAAUAGAAUAUAACUGUGUUUUCUUUACUGCUGUUAAAAAAUGA
Molecule: messenger RNA, 1443 nt
Organism: Tetrahymena thermophila SB210
Lineage: Eukaryota; Ciliophora; Oligohymenophorea; Hymenostomatida; Tetrahymenidae
Product: UPF0586 C9orf41-like protein, putative
Exons: 1
Molecular function (GO): S-adenosylmethionine-dependent methyltransferase activity
Source: RefSeq, a predicted model, not a curated record